AAAAAACAGGGAGAUGUUAUUUUAAAAAAACUAUGGGCGGUUGCUGUCAAAAAAAAGGGGAGAUAUUUGUUAUUUGAAAUUAUCAUCAUGCUGCGUAGUGCUUUCUUUUCUCGCAGAGAAGCUGACCAAUCAUUCGCUUUAGCCAGAAGAAUUUUGUUACAAAUCAACAUGUGGAACAGCCCUGGCUUGUGGAGAAAUGUUAAGGAAUUUGCCCUGGGUAACAAUCAUUUUGCUCAAGACUCACUUAUCUGGAGCCGAGAUUUGGAGAAACACUGCUAUGGUGACUUAUCCUGCGCUCAGGUGCAAGCCAAUAAUGUCAUGGAGGAUUACUGCCAGGUGAAGAUCAGACCGGAUGCCACCUUUGUUGGAGUCUAUGAUGGCCGUAGCGGACCUGAGGCCGCUCGUUUCAUUUGUGACAAUCUGUUUCUUCAUUUGACGAGGCUUGCCCAAGAAAAUGGAGCCUUCUCUGAGGAUAUACUUAGAAGUGCUAUUUCUGCAACUGAGGAUGGAUUUCUUAGUCUCGUGCGCAGGACACAGAGAGUAAAUCCAUCAUUUGUGCAGACAGGGUCCUGUUGCCUAGUUGGAGUUAUUUGGAGCGGGACAUUAUAUGUAGCCAAUUUGGGUGGUUCAAUAGCUGUAAUUGGUUCUUUAGGUGGAUCAAAUGAGAUAGUUGCUGAGCAAUUAACAAGAGAACAUAAUGCAAACGUGAAGGAAGUCAGAGAAGAACUCAAAUCAAUGCAUCCAGAUGAUAAAGAUAUUGUAAAUUUGAAGCACGGUGUAUGGCGUAUCAAGGGCAUAAUUCAGACGUCUAGGUCUAUUGGUGAUGCAUACUUGAAGCGACCAGAGUUUUCUGCACCUAAAAGAUUUGCCCAUCUAUCAAUCCGUAGGCCUGUGCUGACAGCUGAGCCAUCCAUUUACACUCGGGUUUUGCAACCCAAUGACAAAUUUAUAAUAUUUGCAUCUGAUGGGCUAUGGGAGCACUUGUCAAAUCAGGAGGCAGCUGAUGUCGUUCAUAAAAACCCACGAAAUGGGAUUGCUUGGAGACUCCUUAAAACAGCUUUGACACUAGCAGCAAAGAAAAGGGAGAUGACUUACAAAGAAUUGCAGCCGAUUGAUAAGGGAAUUAGGAGGCAUUUUCAUGAUGAUAUUAGUGUGAUUGUCAUCUUUAUAGAUCAUCAGUUGAUGGGGAAGACAAUCUCUUUGCCAGAGUUGUCGAUUCGAGGGUUCUUAGACACUGUUGGUCCUUAAAACUAUCAUUUUGUAAGGGGUUAAUACAGAUACCAGGUUUUUACCCUAAGGAUAGCUUGAUUAGGAAAAAAAGAAACUUUAUAUAUAAAAAAAUAUGGGUGUAAGUCUCUUCUAAUAACAUAUCAUAAUUAAAUUUUUGAUUUAUCUGA
This is a messenger RNA of Mangifera indica (mango), 1397 nucleotides long. RefSeq names its product probable protein phosphatase 2C 43. The transcript has 4 exons. Bases 88 to 1248 code for a protein of 386 amino acids. Gene Ontology annotation, biological process: protein dephosphorylation. The record is from RefSeq and is a predicted model, not a curated record. Gene Ontology annotation, molecular function: protein serine/threonine phosphatase activity. Lineage: Eukaryota; Viridiplantae; Streptophyta; Magnoliopsida; Sapindales; Anacardiaceae.